Molecule: messenger RNA, 477 nt
Organism: Alternaria alternata
Lineage: Eukaryota; Fungi; Ascomycota; Dothideomycetes; Pleosporales; Pleosporaceae
Exons: 2
Coding region: 1-477 (158 amino acids)
Source: RefSeq, a predicted model, not a curated record
AUGUCUAACAACACUACAUCCAUCAACGCGAUUCAGUACAAGCCAGGUCGCGAUCGUCCGACUGGCUAUGUAGUCAACGAUUUCGAGUCGUUUGCGGACACUAGCUUAGUGACCUAUUGGCGUACCUACAAGAGAAAAGUCGCCAACUACAAUCACGAUACCGACGUUGCCACCGUUGUCAACGUCAGCAAUGCAAUUGACCUGAUUGAGAACAACGAAAACGCCAUGGAUCAGAUCAUCUGGGGUAUGACCCACCCAGAGGACGUUCAUCCCGGCGUUGCAUCCAUUGUCGGCAACACUGCCCUCGUCGACCUGCUCCUAGUUCGUCACUACAAGAAGUGGGGCGGCCUCAUUCUUCCUCCCCUUCAAGCAGCGCGAGGACUACAAGAUGCUCACGAGGUCGUUGCCAAGCAGGAGAACGAUCAAGGACUGCAGUGGAAUGGUGGCCGCUCCUUGAUGAAGUACCCGAACUGGUAG